AUGCUCGUGCUCUUUCCUUCAACCAAACAACAAACCCUACAUUCGAACAACCAGCCCCAUCCCAUCCUCCCUCGCCCUGGUUCUGCUGCUACGCCUCCGCUUCUGCCGCCGAUGCUAGAUCUAGUUGGUGGUUUAGGGCUUUCCGAUUUGGCUUCGUCCUCUUCUUUUGCUUUGCAGGAGUUAGCCAUAACCAGUCAAAAAGGCUGACGGAGAUUUCGCAUGCAUGGGUAGAAUAGAGGAAGACAACAUGCUUGCGAAGAUAGAGAGUAAGAGUGAAAAACGGAAGCAGCAUGAGGGCAGUGCUCCUGAAGAGUUAAAUAAGUGCAGUGAUGCAAUGCAUGCUGGAGUGGGGGAUGGCUCUGAAAUGAGAAAGGAAGGCAAGAAGAAGAAGAAGAAGAAAAUGAAGACAACAAACAAGGAAGAUGUGGUUUGCAAUGAUUUUGGAUUCGAUAUUAUUCAAAAUGAGGCUGUAAAUGUGAAGGAUUAUGUGGAAGUGGUUAACAGUAAUAAAAAGGAGAAUGAUCAGAAGGUGACGAAAUUAGAACUUAAAAGGGGUGGGAAGGGAUAUGACCAGGGUUCGAAGAAGCAUAGGAGAGUUGGUGGAGAAGCUACUGAAGUCAAAGAGUUUUCAGAUGUUAAGUUCCAUGAUGGAAGAGAGAAGAAAGGGAGCCUUCAGUUGAAUGAAGAGCAGGAUGUGAGGGAUAACUGUGAUUUAAAAGUAAGAAAAGAUAAGAAAAGGAGACAUAGGGAGGAUAGUGACAAAGAUGGAACUGAUUCAAUUUCGUCUUUGAUGGAAAUUACCAAGCGAAAUAAAAAGGGAAAAGAUAGGGUAGUUAUGGGACAGAAACUCACUGAGAAGGAAGACAUUGCUGAAGUGAAGAAUGGGGAAGAAGGAAAUAGAACAAAGAAGAUUAAGAAAGGAAAGAGAGACAAGGAGAGUAGUGAUGUUGAGGGGAAGGACAACAUUGUGAGUGGAAAAGACAUUGGAAAAGUAAGGGACCACUAUGAUGGGAAUAUAAUGGAAAAGGUCAACCAUGGAAAGCAGGAGAAGAAGAGAAAGAAGAAGGAUAAGGAUGAUUUGGAAAGUGAAUUGAAACAACUUGUGGCUGGGAAUCCGGGUGAUAAAAGCACCUUAAAUGGGAAUAAGAAGUUUGUGGGUGGUACACAUUCAACCGGUAAUAAAAAAAGGGGCAGAGAAAUAGAAGCAUGUAUUGUUGGGACUGAGGAUGACAGCAAACAGAAGAGGAAGAAGGCCAAGUUAGUUGAAAAUGUUUCAGAAGGACCAGAGUUUGAAGCAGUGCCAACAACCAAAGAAAACGUUGAGACUGCUGAUCUUUCUGAAAAGUCUAAACCUGAUGAAACGCCUAAGAGAGUAAGGUUUUCUGGUCAUGUGGAGGUUUUCCCUUCAUCAGAUGGUCAAGAGGGUUUGGUACAAGGCAAACGAUUCUCACCAGAAGAAGAUGAGAUGGUUAGAAAGGCUGUUUUAAGCUAUAUAGAGGACCAUGGCUUGGGGGAGGAAGGUAUAAAUAUGAUUCUGAACUGUAAGUCUCACCGUGAACUCAAAGGCUGUUGGAAGGAAAUUGCGGCUGCAUUGCCUUGGAGGCCUCAUGAAAGCGUAUAUUACCGAGCCCAUGUCUUAUUUGAAAGGGAUGAGAAGCGUACUUGGACCCCUGAAGAGUAUGAACUUGUUCGGAGAUUCCAUGAACAACAUGGAUCAGAAUGGAGAAUGUUGGCUGAUGCACUUGGCAAACAUAGGUUUCAAGUGAAGGAUACAUGGCGCAGGAUAAAAUUGCCCAAUGCUAAGAAAGGACAGUGGCACCAAGAAGAGUACCAGACCUUGUUUGAUUUAGUGAACAUGGAUCUGCGGAUGAAGGCUUUAGGGGAAAGGAAAUCCAAGCACGGUAUGUUGCGAGAUAAUAUCAGUUGGGAAGCAAUAAGUGACAAGUUGCGCACUCGAAUCAGUUCAGGUUGCUGCCUAAAAUGGUAUGGCCAAUUAACUUCAUCUAUGGUUGUUCAAGGUAACUGGGCUGAUGCCGAUGAUUAUCGCCUGCUGAAUGCACUUUUUAACUUGGAUGCUUGCUGCAUGGAAGAUGUGGACUGGGACAAUCUUCUUGACCAUAGGUCUGGAGAAUUAUGCAGAAAGCGGUGGAACCAAAUGAUCAGGCAUAUAGGGCAUUACAAGAACAAGUCAUUUGCAGAGCAAGUUGAACUUCUUUCACAGCGAUAUUGCCCAGAUCUACUUGAAGCAAGAGAAGCCUAUGAUGCCAAAGUUCCAGUUUGCUAAUGUUGAGUGCCUGAUUUGGAACCUUCUGAAGGGGAACUGUGACUUGAUUACAUGGAUCUCCAAGACAAUGUGAUGGUAGUGUUAUUGAUGUGCAAUCUGGAGUUUGGCAGCAAUGAUUCGGACUUCCUGACUUGGCUUGGAAGUGACUGAAGGGCGUGAUGGCUGAAGUCAAUGUGCAGCUGAGAUAAGGAAAAUGCCAAAAAGUUCAGAAAAUCUCUGUGGGCAAUUUUGUUUCCUUCCCCUGUUUGUGGGUCCAAUAUAGGAUUUUUUAAAAUGAAAUAUUCAUAGCUUUGAUUAGAUGGAGUAUCCAUAUGAAAAACAUUUUUCUGUUACUUGUUCCCCCCUUAUUUCUGGUUUUUCCUUGUAUUAUCGUUCCUAGUUCUUCAGUCACCCUUCUUGUCGUUUAAAAAAUUAAACCAAGAAACUGAAAGGAAUGGGCAAAUUUGGAUACCUCCACGGUUCCUUCAGAUGAUGUGAAGAAUUUAUCAGGUUUUCCUAUGCUAUUUGAAAGGCUCCUCAGUGUUUCUCCAACCAGCCCCGUUUAAAUUUCCUGUUUUUUUGCCUUCUUUUUGUACGGUUGAUGCCAAAUCUUUGUAGAGGAGCAAUAAGCGGACGUUGUUAUCAGAACAGACCUCUGGAUGGCUCAAGAGACACUGAUACGGGUGUUUUCAGUGUCAUUUUGUCCGUUGGUUGUUGGAUUUAUGAUGGCGCAAAGUGAUUGACUGAAUUUAAAGCAACUUUAUUUAAGUUUAUUUGUUUG
Molecule: messenger RNA, 3044 nt
Organism: Vitis vinifera (wine grape)
Lineage: Eukaryota; Viridiplantae; Streptophyta; Magnoliopsida; Vitales; Vitaceae
Product: DNA-binding protein REB1
Exons: 2
Coding region: 224-2284 (686 amino acids)
Source: RefSeq, a predicted model, not a curated record